UUUUGUAGACACGCCCCUCCCUUGCCUACGUACGUUGUUACGGCUUCAGUCAAAACGUUGAAGCAGUACGAAAACGGAGCGUCGGCACGACUCAUUUCGUAUCAGUCAGUGUACUAGUAAACAUCAGACAUGCCACCGAAAACCAGCGGUAAAGCGGCUAAGAAAGCAGGCAAAGCCCAGAAAAAUAUUUCAAAGGGCGACAAGAAGAAGAAACGUAAGCGCAAGGAGAGCUAUGCCAUUUAUAUUUACAAAGUCUUGAAACAAGUCCAUCCUGACACGGGCAUUUCGAGCAAGGCGAUGAGCAUCAUGAACAGCUUUGCGAAUGAUAUCUUCGAGCGUAUAGCGGCCGAGGCAUCGCGUUUGGCUCACUACAACAAACGCUCUACAAUCACUAGUCGGGAAAUUCAGACA
This is a messenger RNA of Ctenocephalides felis (cat flea), 411 nucleotides long. Its product is annotated as histone H2B-like. The record is from RefSeq and is a predicted model, not a curated record. Gene Ontology annotation, molecular function: DNA binding; structural constituent of chromatin; protein heterodimerization activity. Gene Ontology annotation, cellular component: nucleosome. Lineage: Eukaryota; Metazoa; Arthropoda; Insecta; Siphonaptera; Pulicidae. The annotation marks the transcript as partial. The transcript has a single exon.